UUUUUAUUUUAGACUGAAUACCUGAGUAUUUGGUUUUUGAUCUAUGGUUAUAUUUUAAAAUAACAAAACAGGAUUGGUUAAAUAUAUUUACUAUUUAUUUCACACAGUGUUGUGUAGUUGACUAAUUUUGCAUGUUACUUUGAGAGGACACGACUACAUUAAAGUAGCUUUAAACUCUUUCACUUUCGAAUUCUUCAUUGCGUAUGAGGAAAUUAUCAUUGACGCUUUGUCCGUCGCCUUCGUCAUUUUGGAAAAUUUAACACCUAAACUGCAGAAUAUAAUUAAAUUAUAGUUUAUCCACUUUAAUGCACAAUGGCUCUUUUCGAUGUAGCUGGUUUUAAGCCUUAUGCUGAGCUCCGCGGGCAGAUCCUCCCAGCAGGACAGACGCAUCUCGUCGACCGAACCAAUCACUAUGACUUCGGGACAAAAACUCAAGAAUUUGCUGUUCCUCGGGGUGUCGACCCCUCCGGGUUUCUUAAGUCCUGCAACCGUGACGGAGGCGUGUGUAUAGACCUGAACCAUGGUACGACCACCCUGGCCUUCAAGUUCAGACAUGGAGUCAUCGUGGCUGUGGACUCCAGAGCCUCAGCUGGCCGUUACCUAGCAUCCAAUGAUGUCAACAAGGUCAUAGAGAUCAACCCGUACCUGCUGGGCACCAUGUCGGGCAGCGCUGCCGACUGCCAGUACUGGGAGAGACUACUGGCCAAAGAAUGCAGAGCAGUUCAGAUGCACAUUGAAAAAAGUUGUGCAAACGCUCUAAACCAGCGUGGUGAUGGUAAAUCUCAGUUGAAUGACAGUUUUUGCAGUUUAAUGGACCAAGGAAGGACACAUAAAGGAAGUGGGACACGCUCAGGCAAACUCUCGCUGGAUUAUUGUGUGGAGGAGGGCGACAUCUACCUGUAG
This is a messenger RNA of Plectropomus leopardus (leopard coralgrouper), 903 nucleotides long. NCBI's taxonomy places the organism in Eukaryota, Metazoa, Chordata, Actinopteri, Perciformes, Serranidae. The record is from RefSeq and is a predicted model, not a curated record.